Messenger RNA from Cylas formicarius (sweet potato weevil), 1702 nucleotides. RefSeq lists its product as uncharacterized. Bases 152 to 931 code for a protein of 259 amino acids. Gene Ontology annotation, molecular function: DNA-binding transcription factor activity. The record is from RefSeq and is a predicted model, not a curated record. NCBI's taxonomy places the organism in Eukaryota, Metazoa, Arthropoda, Insecta, Coleoptera, Brentidae. The transcript has 3 exons. Gene Ontology annotation, biological process: regulation of DNA-templated transcription.
AGUUGUUUAUCUACGAACGUGUUGACAGUUUUCAUUACAGUGGAAUAAAAGAGUACGGACGAAGUAUUAUUUACGCAUUUGUGCCUAAGAGGUUUUAACAGUUUGUUGCUUUACGUUAGUUAAACGUUGCUUGAAUAUACAUAACAGUAACAUGGUUUCGAACGCGAAGAGGUCGCGAUACACAUCGGACACCACGUCCGAUGAAGACAUGGACUAUCAUCCGGGGACGGAAAACAAGCCCGCGAGAAAACCGACCAGGACACCAAAAUGUUUCUCUAAGAACGCCCUCAUGGCCAGAGAAAACAGGCUCAAGAAAAAAAUGUACAUCACCAAUUUGGAAGAUCAGGUGUCAUCGCUGAAUCUCGAAAACAAAAAGCUCUCCGCAUUGGUCGACAACCAAAGUCAAAUUAUCAGCGAUCUUAGACGCGAAGUCAGAUAUUUAAAAAGUGUCAUCAGCAACAGCGAUGGCUUGGGAAACUUGAUUAGGAACAUAAAUACCAAUACGGGGAUGGCCGUUACGACAUCUUUGGACAAAAGGUUGGGUUUGAGUGCGCAACACCCCCAGCAGGUACCGAGAAAAAAUGCACAUCCCUGGGAAGAGCCUGAUCAAAAGUACCCUGAUAUACCAACACCCGAGUCUUUGAAUUCCUAUUAUUCAAGUCCAGACUUUGAAGACACUUUUUUAAAUGACAUCGAUCUUUCUUUGGACAUGAACGACAAUGAUCUGUUGGACAUGAUUGAUGAAAGGACUUUAGAAACACCUUUGGUGCCCACUGGAGACCACUCUUACACCAAUUUGAUAAAAAAUGAAUCUACCUCCGAAACUCCCGAGCCAGUGGGAGUGUGUUUGCAUGUGUCGAACAACAAGGUGUCUCUUGAGUUCUGCCCCAGUUGCAGUCAGAGUGCCACCCAGGCGUGGAAACAAACCUGAAACUUCUCUAUUCAAAAAGGGAAGGUUGAAAGUCUGCGUGAAGCCGCCACUAUCUUUAAUUAUUAGCUUUUAAAUAUAUACAUGAUAGUGUUUUUACUUUCCUUACACUCGGAAAGCACUUUAUGUACACGAGAUAUUUUUAGGAAGGAAGCGAAGUGGAAACAUUAUAAAGAAAUGUAUUAAUAAUGUUCUAAUAGGAUGUGAUCCUUCCUGAAUGCAUCUUUCUUAAUCAAAGUAACUGCUAAGGCUGUGUGCGAUGUGAUGAAUUGGGGACUGAUUGCUAUAUAGUAAAUAAAUAGACCUGGGACUGAGAGUAGAGUAUAACAAAAUUGUAUCGUUCCGAGUUUUCUUUUUUGAAGUAUACUAAUAAUUCCAUUUUAGAUUUUAUUUGUGAAUCGUGUUGGAUUUUCUUUUAACCCUUAAAUUUUUAAGUUUCAGCGUUCGGCAGUUACAAGACGCAAGUUUCACGGGAGUCGGCUUUAAUUUUAAAUAUAGCAGCGCUGUGUAAGGAAAGACGAAUAUAUGUGCGCUUGAUGAUUAUUGAGCACAUUAUGUUUAAUUACCAUCGAUAUUAUAUGGAUGUAAUCGAGUGCAGUGGCCACCAUCUUUAUUACGCAAUUCACUGCCCCCUUUAUUUUUUUUUGUAAUUUUAAAUUCCAUCCAUUACCCCCCCACCCCGGCGUAUUAUCGCAAAUCACCACUGCUCUUGAAAUUUAGCGAAUAAUUAUGAUUAUACAAAGUAUAAGGACAUUAAACUCUAAUGUUUAAGUU